Messenger RNA from Camellia sinensis, 1252 nucleotides. RefSeq names its product E3 ubiquitin-protein ligase CSU1. The record is from RefSeq and is a predicted model, not a curated record. Gene Ontology annotation, cellular component: nucleus. Gene Ontology annotation, molecular function: ubiquitin protein ligase activity. NCBI's taxonomy places the organism in Eukaryota, Viridiplantae, Streptophyta, Magnoliopsida, Ericales, Theaceae.
UGUGGAUUUCUAGGGUUCCCAAUAAUCAACAACAUAUUGCUCUCUAUCUAUUCAACUUCUUUAUUCAAUUCAAUCCAAUUCAAUUCAGCCAAUAAGGGGUUUUGAUAUCUUUGAUCCAAGAAAUGCCUAAGAGACACUCGAAGAACAACAACGACCUCGCAUUCUUCACCUACAAUGAGAACCGAAAGCUAGGGUACGGAACUCAGAAGGAAAGGCUCGGCAAAGACUCGAUCAAGCCAUUCGACGCUUGUUGCCUCUGCUUGAAGCCCUUAAUCGACCCUUUGUGUUGCCAUAAAGGCCACGACUUUUGCAAAGAAUGCAUUCUCGAGUGCUUGUUGGCUCAGAAGAAAGACGUUCAAAGGAAGCUAGCUGCACAUACAGCUCGGCAGAAGCAAGAAAAAGAAGAGGAAAAAGAGAAGUUACUGCUGCAGAAAGCCAGAGAGCUUGAUGCAUUUGAUCAGCAAAACCAUGACGCAAUGCCACAAUAUAGUGAUAAGAACCAUAACAAGGACAAGAAUGGCUUUCACGGUGCAAACAGCGUGAAGGCCACCUCUUAUGAGGAAGAAGCACUCCGAACAAUGAAAGCAUUCUGGCUUCCCUCUGCCACACCAGAAGCUCCUGCUAAGGUCGAAGCCCCAUCCACCAGUACUAUAUGCCCAGAAGGCCAAGAAAACCUGAAAUUGAAAACCCUCUUCCCAAUUUACUUCACUGAUGACAAACAUGAUGAAAAGAAAUCACAUUCUCUUGAGAUGACCCAUAUAUGUCCCAGCUGCAAGGUCACUCUUACCAAUACACUCUCGCUUGUGGCUUCAAGUUCUUGUGGACAUGUGUUUUGCAAGCAGUGUGUUGAUAAGUUCAUGGCUGUCAAUAAGAUUUGUUUGGUAUGCAACAAGGGAUGUAAAGAGAGGAAUUUGGUUCAGUUGGGAAAAGGAGGGACAGGCUUUGCUGGCCAUGGGGGGAUCAUUUAGUAGCAACUGAUUUCAAGCAUUUGGGUAGUGGUUCUGGUUUGGGGCUGGUGAGGCCUGCAAUGAAGACAUGAAUUGAAUUCAAUUGAGAUGAUUCUUUCAGUUAGUGUUGUACCAUGAUUUGCUUUCAUUUAGUUACAUGUUUAUUGUGGGAUAGCAUUGUGAAAGCAUUACAGUACUUUAUGAAUGGGCAAAGGGGCACCAGGAAAGAUUCAAGGUUCUUGAUCUAUCUCAACAACUAUGGGGUGUUUUGAGAAAAUGGUACAAAGUUAUUUUUUGACUUUUAA